Molecule: messenger RNA, 1506 nt
Organism: Dreissena polymorpha
Lineage: Eukaryota; Metazoa; Mollusca; Bivalvia; Myida; Dreissenidae
Product: polyglutamylase complex subunit TTLL1-like
Biological process (GO): protein polyglutamylation; microtubule cytoskeleton organization
Cellular component (GO): cilium
Molecular function (GO): tubulin-glutamic acid ligase activity; tubulin binding
Source: RefSeq, a predicted model, not a curated record
GGCCAAUGUUCAGAGCGUACGCAAUGUUUUUAGUGUGGGACAGCGGCUACAGACUACAGGAUGACCAAGUGAUCAAUCACUUCCCAAACCAUAUGGAGCUCACUCGGAAGGACCUCAUGGUGAAGAACAUCAAGCGAUACAGGAAGGAGCUUGACAAGGACAAUAACCCGCUGGCAGAGAAAGAUGACACUGGCCGCUUUAUUCACUUAGAUUUUAUUCCACAUACGUACACGUUGCCUGCAGACUACAACCUGUUUGUUGAGGAGUUCAGAAAGAAUCCAAACACCACGUGGAUCAUGAAGCCUAGUGGAAAAGCCAGAGGUAUUGGAAUCUUCCUGGUGAACAAACUGUCACAGUUGAAGAAAUGGUCAAGAGACAGCAAACAAGCAACCUUCUUCUCAUCCUACUGGUUUCAGUUUUGUACCCCCAACAUCUAAGACACGUAUGUGAUUUCCAAGUACAUCGACAAUCCACUGCUGAUUGGUGGCAAGAAGUUUGACUUGCGACUCUACGUGCUGGUCACCACAUUCAGACCACUCAAGUGCUACAUGUACAAGCUUGGGUUCAGUCGUUUCUGCACGGUGAAGUACAACGCCAAUGUGAAUGAGCUGGACAACAUGUUUGUGCAUCUCACCAAUGUCUCCAUCCAGAAAACAGGGAACGACUACAAUGCGGUGCACGGGGGCAAGUGGACGACGCAGAAUUUGCGACUCUACCUGGAAAGCACACGAGGCAAGGAAAUCACUGACAAGCUUUUUGAUGAGAUUGACUGGCUGAUUGUUCACACAUUAAAGGCAGUUGCUGGAGUGAUUUCAAAUGAUAGACAUUGUUUUGAAUGCUAUGGGUGGGACAUUAUCAUAGAUGACAACCUGAAGCCAUGGUUGAUUGAGGUGAACGCCUCUCCCUCCCUCACCAGUACCACGUCAAGCGACCGCAUCAUGAAGUACAAGCUGAUCAAUGACGUCAUCAAUAUCGUCAUUCCUCCCGGGGAACAGCCAGACGUGAGAUGGAACAAGACAGCUGGAAAGGAGAACCUGGGAAACUUCUAUGUGUUAUACGAUGAAGAUCUUGCUCAGUCAGACCCAGUCGCACUCGACCCAAAGAUGAAGCUUGGAACAGGGCCAGUGCGAGGCGGUCUGAGGGAGACAAAGGGACGACCUUCACCCGCCACCUGGAAGUGACCUUUGACAUUCAGUUGACCUUUAAUCUUCCUGUAUCAUCAAUACUGUGGCAUUUCGUUGACCAUGAAAUUUUCUGUUUAUAAUUGACUUACCGUAAAUUUUUUACAUUAAGGUGACAUUUUCAGGUCACCUUUGAAAAUUACAGCUUGCCAAAGGUCUUAAGUGGACAUUAAAAAUUUAUUAGGUUUUGCAUUUGACAUUCAGUUGACCUCAGGAAUUGAAGUUGGCUUUGCCAUUCAGUACGCAUAUGACGUUUCACUGUUGCUUUGCCAUACAGGAUACAUUUGACUGUCAGUUCGCUUGAUAUAUUAAAAUUUAACCUGUG